UUGGGUCACAUGACCUGUGCACAGCUGAGGGACGCUGAAGUAGGCUUGCCUGCUGUUGCUAGCUUGGUAGCCACCUUAGCUGCGCUUGGCAAUCCUGGCAGACACAGCCGAUUCUUCUCACCCUCUUAAGCCAAACCACAGGAGGGAGACAUACGGCAGGCCAUGGGGAGGACGCAGCGCAUGUGGUCGUCGUUCGUAUCCCCUCUUAUCGUCAGUUUUAGGUUAGAUGUCAAUGUCAUAGUAUAUAGCUAAAGCUGUCCAGCUAGCUCAUCGAGCCUGUGUCUGGUUAGCGGAGGGCCAAGGCCAAGGCCGAGCGAGAAAAGAGAGGCCGUAGUCGGGUGAGUAAAUCUACGCUCAGGUCUGUUUUAUCACCGUGUUAACCAGUUUCACGUUAACCCACAUCUCAUAUCAACUUGUUGGUUGACAAAUGUUACACCACCGAUGUGUGGUUUAGAUUUUUACAGGGAGGUGCUGCAAUUGUUGGUGUUAAAUUAACAACAGUGUGUCAAUAAUGUUCAGAUCGGCCCAAACAGGCUGUGUAAUUACACCUUUUUAGCGUCCGAGAGCCGUAGUAGGAACAGCUGAGAGCGAUGUGAGGUUGAAUUAAUGGAAAUGAUUUCUAUUCUUGUGUUUGCCUUUUAAGAUCUAGUGUUAAGCUCCCUAAUUAAUUAUACUGAUAUAGAAAAUAUGUCAUUUUCCUCAAGUUUGGCCAAUUUUGCUUGACUGUCCCACUCUAAACAUUGUCAUGCAUGUAGACCAAUACAUUUUUACAAUGUUGUUGUCAGGGAUGGACAUAUGUAAUGUGAAUUAUGGGUCUAAAGAGCAGCAUGCUGUGUUCUCACCCUAACACUGUUUCUAAAGCCUUAUCAAACUUCCUUCUAGAAUAUGAAAAUUACAUUAAAUGUCAUGUUUUGACAGCAAAACAUUGUUCUGUUAAAUGCAUGAUCGUCCUAAGUGUAUUUGCUGCAUGCGUUGUGCUUGUGUUUUGCAAAUUUCUCUGAAGGAAAACAUAUUUGGCAUUCUUAGCAGCUGUGACAACUCAAUUUUUCACUAAUAGCUGUAGGGUACAAGCUUCAAAACAUGCUUUUGUACUGACUGACCCAUUUGGUUAAUAAGGAAUUUGUCUUGCCUUGGAGGUCUUUAAAGGUUUUUGGUCUUAUUAAAGAAUGAAAAGACAAACUAUUUCUCCAGCCCCUUUGAAGUUUUAGAGCUCAAUCUCAUUUUGCUCGCCCCAUUAGGGUGUCGCCUGACACUAACAUUGGUUUCCUGGGAAAAGUUAACAGUUGCAUGGCUAGUGAAAGUCAGUGCUGCUCUUUGUUUGUGUUGCUGUUGUAAUCCACCAAGUUUUGUUUCAUAGGUGGGAAGAGGAGGAGAAGAGUGGGACAUCAGAUUUGGAUCAGAACCUUCUUUGAAGACGCCUCACCCACUGUCACCCUCCGCUGAGACAUGUCUUCAUCAGGGUGCUGCCACCUACCCGGCUCCCUUUGUGAUUACUCAGGGAAUGCUGAAUCGGAUGCCUCCAAGGAUUCGGAGGAGUCUGAUUCUACCACACAAGCCCAAUAUAUCGCCAAGGUGACAGCGAAAGAUGGCCGCCCACUCUCUACCGUUGUCAAAGCGGUGAGCUUGCAGAGGUAAGAGGGGGAGGGAGUCAAACAGCGCUCAUGAAUAUACUGUAUAUGUAUUGUUCUGCGGUUGAUCAUAACUUUCUCUCUUCUGUCGCUCCGCAGUGAUGUGGGCAUGUGUCGGAUUUGUCAUGAGGGAGCCGGAGGGGAGACUCUGCUCUCGCCGUGUGACUGCACUGGUACUUUGGGGAAAGUGCACAAGAGCUGCUUGGAGAAGUGGCUGUCCUCCUCGAACACCAGCUACUGUGAACUCUGUCACACAGAAUUCACUAUUGAACGGCGACCACAACCACUGACACAGGUUAGAGGGACUCAAGCGUGGAAAAUGUUCACUAACGGUGAAAAAUAAGUAAUUCUUAAUUUGCUAAUAGUGUCAUGUAAUGUAAAGUAUGUGUGAGCAGAUUUGCUAAUAUAAAUAAGAGUGUUUCCUGGCCUUGUCACAAACCUCUAGUCCAUCGUCGUGGAUAUUUGCCCCAUUGACAGACUUUGCCCCAUCAGCAAAUAAUCUGCCAGGUACUGAUGUCAGUAGUCAAUGUCUGUUGUGUUACAUCAAUGUAUUGUCAGUAAGCUGCUAUAGCUAACUGCUGGUUCAAAGAGGAGUUUUUUUUGUGUUGAAGAAGAAGUUGUCUGUUUGACUGGCUGGUGACUUCAUGCUGAAAUGUGAAAGAAAAUGUCAGCAGUGUGGAAUUUUUCACCUUCUCUGAGAGAGCUCGCCAAGUUCAGUUUGUAAGCUACAGUCUAGUGAAAUUUUGAGUGGAGGGACUACAGUCUAAAUACUUCAAAUCUCAUGGCUCAAGUAUAGCAAAAAAAUUAACACUAACACUGUCUAGAACAAAUCUUAAUGAACAGAUUCUGCAUGUAAAUACAGGGAACUGUACGCAGGGGUAGAAAUAUGCUUGUUUAUGUUUGUAGCAAAAGUAGAACCACUCGCUGGUGUUUCAGUGGGCUUUGGUUGUACAGAAGAAAACAGGCUGUGUGGACUGUAGAAUGAAGCAGGAUGCGAAAACGACAUCAUGCAAUCUGGAUCCCAUCAGUUGUCAGUUGAUGACUUAGCUUUUUGUUGUUGUUGUGCAGUUUACAAUCAGGUUUCCUCUCACACGCUCAUUUAUCUCCUCAAGUUCUCAGUCAGACUGUAACUGAUAUGAAUCUCCCGGAGCCUGGAAAUCCUAAAUCAUUUAUCUGAAUAUCCACCAGCUGUGUACACCAGGCCGGGUUAAUGCAGAAUAGCCUGUGACUGAGGUGGGUCUAAAGCUGAUUAUCAUCAUUUUUCUCUUCAGUGGCUGAAGGACCCAGGCCCUCGCAGUGAGAAGCGUACGCUGCUCUGCGACAUGGCCUGCUUCCUGCUAAUCACGCCACUGGCUGCCAUCUCUGGCUGGCUGUGUCUGAGGGGAGCCCAGGACCACCUGCAGCUGAAGAGCAGACUGGAGGCUGUGGGCCUCAUCGCCCUCACCAUCGCCCUCUUCACCAUCUACAUCCUCUGGACACUGGUAACUGAUGCACCAUGGAACUUAUUCUCCUGUGGUAGAGAGAGAGGUGUUCAAAAACCUCAUAUUUAUGAACAUGGAAGUCGAUAUGUUCGAAAUGAUACCUGUGGCAAUACCUUGUUACUCUGUUCUGGUUUAUAUUAUUAUAGCAUUUAGGAGUAUUAACCAUAGAAGCUAUUUUGAGUUAAUUUCUUUUGAUAUUCACUUCUAUAGCUCACACAUGCAUACACACACGCUCAUAACUCAAGCCCCUCUUCUCUAAUUUGAUCAUAGUCUGUAAUAGUUGUAUUUGUUCUAAAGCUGAAACUGAAGUUUUUAACAUCAAAGAAGCAUCAGAAAUGACUAGUUGUAAAAGAUUAGCUCUUUAGCUUCUAAGCCAUCAUGCUGCUCCACAUCCAUGCUUCUCUGUCUCAGGUAUCCUGCCGUCACUUGUACUAAUGUUUGUUUUUCCCCUCUGUCCUCUACUCCUGUCUCACCCCCUCCCUCUCCUUUCAUCCUAAUCUCAGGUGUCGUUUCGGUAUCACUGUCAGUUGUACUCCGAGUGGAGGAGGACCAAUCAGAAAGUGCGCCUGCUCAUGCCCGACAUGAAAGGAGCGCACACCACCCAACGAUCUGUGCCGACCAAGUCGACCAAGAAAAUGACUGACGAGACCAUCGUAUGAGUGCAGAGCAGUGUGGAGAGGAGUAUUUAAAAAAACGCCCACUGAAGCACUCUCUAAAAAAACAUGAUUAAUCAUAUUAAUGAACUUUUGCACUUCAUAUGGACCAUUCUGAGAGGAGAGAGCUGCUCUCCUCUUUUCUUUUCUUUUAUCCAAGCACUUGAUGUAAACUACAAUGGUAUUUACCGACCACAGAAAGUGGUUUUGUGAGGAACUCAUUCUGGAGUCCCAGCUGAUGUUGAAACACAGAGUCAAUGUUGGACAAUGAGCGCUGGGAUGUGAAAACGACUGAACACGUGGAUAAUGGACUAACCAGCCCAACUGUGUGUCUGUGACACAAACUUAUGAAAUACUAAGACACAAGCUAAUGUAGCAGGAUAUAACUGAUUCAGCAUGCUACUACAGUAUAAUAUGAAACAUAUUCACUACCUAUAAUUCCCCCAUGCCCCUUCACAAUGUAUUUACCUGUUUUUGAACAAAGGGCAGUCAAGAGCCCGGCAGAGGAUGAUAAUCCAGAGACAUGAUUGAUAAAGUGUAUCUGUGAAUAUUCUUUAAUGACAAGCAGAGAGCGACCGAGCUCAUACCAACCAUCUUGUCUUUAAUCUGAGACUUUAAAAGUUUGGGAAUGAAACAAUUUUCCAGUGUAGACAACAGCUGAGGCAUCACAUAUUUAUCACGCUUGUAACGGGGUCAGUGAAGACUGAAGUAUACAGAAUAAUACCAGCUGCAGCCGUCAAACGGCAUCAUGGAAACAAAGUACAAAGUAUAACAAAGUAUUGAAGGCGCAGAAAAGUGUUAAGAAUUAGACAAUGUCAGAGAAGUGCAUUACAGCCCUGCUCCACUUGUAAAUGCACCAUCCAUUGACUGAGCUGCCUAGCAAUGACCAGUAGUUUACCCUCCAUCACAAAAGAUGCAACUUUCAGUAGAGGAGAACCAGUGUUCUGCAUAGUGAGAUCACAGAGAAGUCUGUCCUCUAAAAGAACACAGAGAGCUAUCAGAGCAGGCUGGUACUCUGUAAAGGUGCAAAAACACUAAUGUGAUCUGAGAUGUCAAUGUAUGCAGCGUAUGCUAAACAAAGUAUUUUGUGUAAUUGUAGUCUUCCUGCUGCAUCCCCCUGGAAAAGUUGGGUUAUUGUGCAAUAAAACACGAGGGACUCCUGGACUAAAUCCAUGUGGAAUGUAACUUGUCUGGUGGUUUGAGGUAAUUCCGUGUCUAAUAAUCUUCAUGUGGGCUUUGGAAAUAACAGUUUAUCUAAUAAUCAAUACUGUGGGGGUCAUGCCAUGAGACUUUAUCUUGUGCAAGUACUCUGAAUUGUUUCCCCAUGCUUUUAUGUGGGGAACCCUUUCACAUUAUUUUCAGUACAUUGAAAGUUCGUAUGGUGUGAAUAACAUCUGUAACAUGAUGAUGUGAGUGGUUACGUUUACCUGGAUUAUCGCCAUUUUAAUCGGAUCUGUAUUUCUGCCAUCCAGAUGUUAGUCUCAGCUCCAUGUAUUUUAUGUCUAAUAGUUACUUAAGAGAUUAAGCACAUAAAAGUCAUACUUUUAUACAGUUUUUCAUAUCUUUUAGACUGGGGGAACAAUAUCUGCCCCAUGUCACAUUGAAUAAUUUGUUACCAGACCUUUAUGUUGCUCUUUCUUCCAUCAAAUAACGUGCCAUGCAGAGAUCUAUCAGGACCUAAAGUAGGACCCAUUAGCCACAAAGAAAUAAAACUAUCUCAAUCUUGACCUGAAA
Messenger RNA from Xyrichtys novacula (pearly razorfish), 5496 nucleotides. The record is from the annotation of a GenBank genome assembly. NCBI's taxonomy places the organism in Eukaryota, Metazoa, Chordata, Actinopteri, Labriformes, Labridae.